AUUAAUAAUUUUUUCGGCUAAAUUUGUCUUCCAUUCCAUUUCUUAGAUCUUCAAAAACGAAUUGGGUAAUGCUGUGAGUUUAUUUCUUAUUAACUUUUUCAGAAGCGAACACUAUGUAUGGUUCAAUUUGAUGGGCACGGUCGUAUUGAAAUUGGUCGAGAAAGAGGUAAAAAUGUGUUUUGUUCUUUAAAUACUACUUUAACAUACUUAUCUUUUUCUUUUACCAUUUUAAUAAUGUUAUGCCCCGCAUCAAAAUGAUUUCUAAUUAUUUAUUGUUAAAUUAAAUCAUCGAGAUCUUCAUAAUCAUCAACACUGAAUUUAACCAGAGCUUGGCGUGGUCGAUGACGUCGUAGUUGAAUCUGUGGUGCUUGUAACAGUAGUUGAGUCGGAAGUGCUUGUGACAGUAGUUGAAUCUGUCGUGCUGGUUACAGUACUUGAAUCGGUGGUGCUGCUGGCCGUAGUAGUUGAAUCUUAUUUUGGUAAAUAUUUUAAAAAAUGUAUAGUGAUCUUAGAAUUACGAAUGUGGAUUCAUACUAAGUACUAACCUGAUGUGGAAGUUGGCGUCGAUCCUGUGGUUGUAGUCGCCGAUGUAGUGGUGGAGGCCGGAGUGGUGGAGGAGGCGGUGGUUGAAGCGGCAGUAGUACUGGACGCAGCAGCGGUAUUAGAUCCUGGACAAACAACAACUCCGGCUGGAAGACAAUUUGCGCCUUUCAAAGUGAAUAUCGUGUACCUGGUGACGAGGACGGCCGGAGUCGGUUGCGGUCGGAAAAUGCCACUGAAAAUGUUGGAGAGAAGAGAAGAAAAGGCGUAAAAAGCGCCGAAAAGCGGAUCUGCUACCCUGUAAACUGGCUGAUCUGACGGUUUAUCGAGCGACGACUGAAUACUGAAUGGGGAAAUGAACUGCGGAUUGGACUGGUAGGGGCGGAUGGCCAUUCCAUUACGGAAAGAUAAGAUAUUUAUGCUUACUGGAUGACUUGAGUGGGUUUCAGCGGCUGGUACUGUUGGUGGAUGUCAUCCUGGCUGACGAAGACAUGGUCGGCAUAUAAUGGAAGAUUCCAGUACUGUCUCUUCCGGCGACACACCGUUGUGGCGGAAGGUGCUUCUAGUUUCGCGCAGUCAAACCUCUUACUAAAAAAAAAUUAUCAAUCAAAUUUUAAACAGUUGCUGUGGUGGUGACAACGGUGGUAACGGUAGCGGCUGCCCGAUAUUCGGGCAAUUGAUGAAUGGCGUGAUUGUUCCAUAACGGUGAUUCUUCGCGGACGACGGCAGCCUGUACGGAAGCGAUGAUCAGUACGAACAGAAAAAUUGUUUAUGCCACGCCGUAUCAAAAAUUGAUCUUCUCCGUGAAAAAUGGAUGUGACGGAAAUGGCCGAAAUGGACACCGACGGAAGCCCGAUUUUAGAUUUUCAACAUUUACAGCAAUUGAUGGAAGAUGUCUUCAUGCAGUGCAGUAACCAGUCACGCUGUACCGCUUCCUCCUUCGUUGCAAACGGCACCUCCGAUUUAAAAGAAGCCAGUUUAGAUUUGGACUCUCGUGAUUUUAAUAUGCAACACAUCAUUUCUAUUGUGGUGCCCAUCAUAUUCGGAAUAAUUGCCAUAGUAGGGUUUUUUGGCAAUGCCCUAGUUGUGGUGGUGGUCAUUGCCAAUUCGCAGAUGCGCAGCACGACCAACCUGCUCAUCAUCAAUUUAGCAUUGGCCGAUCUUUUAUUUAUCGUGUUUUGCGUUCCCUUCACUGCUUCGGAUUACGCCUUACCAUUUUGGCCGUAUGGCGACGUUUGGUGCAAAAUUGUCCAAUAUCUAGUCAUCGUAACAGCCUACGCUAGUGUCUACACUCUAGUCCUCAUGUCGCUUGAUCGCUACUUGGCAGUCGUGCACCCGUUCACUUCCAAAUCAAUUCGAACGAAGACCAACACUUAUUGGGCCAUCGCCGUCAUUUGGGUUGUUAUUUGUUUGGCCUGUGUUCCGCUACUGAUGGCUCACGGCCAAGUGAUGUACGUAUUUUCAGGCGAAGAGUAUUCAGUGUGCCAAUUUCUCCAAGAGGAAGGAUGGAGUCUGCAUAUGUUCCAAAUCACCUUUUUUGCAACUUCUUACGUCAUACCACUAUUGCUUAUUUGCGGAUUGUACAUGGGCAUGCUGACGCGCUUGUGGCGGAAGGAUGCACCAGUCGGCCGGGUCUCGGCUGAAAUCCAGCGUGGGAAAAAACUACGUGUUACUCGUAUGGUUUGCACGGUAGUUGGCAGUUUUGCCGUCUGUUGGUUUCCCAUUCAACUCUUUCUCGUUUUGAAAAGUCUAGCCUUGUUUGAAAUGACCGCGCUCACGGUCAUGAUACAAAUUACUUCGCACAUACUAGCGUACAUGAACUCGUGUGUAAAUCCUUUUCUUUAUGCGUUUAUUUCGGAUAACUUUCUGAAAGCGUUCCGUAAAUUUGUGUAUUGUCCCAGCAGGUAAGAAUUCCACCGAAAUUUGUAUUCAUCACUCGUAUAUUCACCGAAAAUGUUAUUGCUUGAUAAAAAAUUUUAUU
This is a messenger RNA of Daphnia pulex (common water flea), 2521 nucleotides long. Its product is annotated as allatostatin-A receptor-like. Gene Ontology annotation, molecular function: G protein-coupled peptide receptor activity. The transcript is spliced from 8 exons. NCBI's taxonomy places the organism in Eukaryota, Metazoa, Arthropoda, Branchiopoda, Diplostraca, Daphniidae. Gene Ontology annotation, biological process: neuropeptide signaling pathway. The coding region runs from base 1351 to 2448 and encodes 365 amino acids. The record is from RefSeq and is a predicted model, not a curated record. Gene Ontology annotation, cellular component: membrane.